Molecule: messenger RNA, 975 nt
Organism: Exophiala bonariae
Lineage: Eukaryota; Fungi; Ascomycota; Eurotiomycetes; Chaetothyriales; Herpotrichiellaceae
Exons: 1
Coding region: 1-975 (324 amino acids)
Cellular component (GO): membrane
Source: RefSeq, a predicted model, not a curated record
AUGGUUAUCAAAUGCGAAGCCUCUGAUGCCCCCGACGCCCUCUGGGUAUACUGCCCAUCGUUCGAAGCGGCCAUCCUGUUCUCAGUCCUCUUCGGUUUAACGACAAUCGCACACAUCACACAGGCCAUCAUCUACCGCAAAAGGUUCGCCUUCGUUCUGAUCAUGGGCGCCAUAUGGGAAUGUGGGGGCUACGUCUUCCGCACAUUGGCUGUGACACAACAGAAGAACUCGGCCUUUCAAAUUGUGCAACAGCUGCUCAUUCUCCUAGCGCCUCUCUGGAUCAACGCGUACAUCUACAUGUUGUUGGGUCGCAUGAUUCAUUUCUUCCUGGUGGACGAUCGAGUCUUUGGACUGCGCGCUCGACGCAUCACCAAGUGUUUUGUGUGGUUCGAUGUCAUCGCAUUCUUGAUUCAAGCUUCGGGUGGCCUGAUGGUGACUCCUGAGGCAUCUGUAAAAACACAGAAGUUGGGGUUGAAUAUUUAUACUGCAGGUGUGGGUGUGCAGUUGUUUUUCCUGGCCAUCUUUACGUCUCUUGCCGUCGGGUUUCAGCGAAGACUCAAACAACAGACACUGUCAUUGGCCACCCGGCAAAGCGACUCCGAUUCAGAAUCUCAACUGCAAAAUGAUAUGCCGCGUGAGAUCCCGAGCCCAGCGCUGGCCAAGAAGUUAUUGAUCCUGAUGUACGUCGUCAUGGGAUUGGUCAUUCUGAGAAACGUCUAUCGCCUGAUCGAGUUCUCCACUGGUGUCGACUCCACCAUUACUAAGCACGAAUGGUACCAAUACGUGUGGGAUGCCGCUCCCAUGUUCCUUGCUUCGUUGGUGCUGAACAUCGUCUAUCCUGGCAAGAUUUUGCAAGGUCCAGGGGCAGAUUUCAGACAGGAGGACAAGGCAAUCAAGAUGGCCAAGAAGGAGAAGAAAGCGGACAAGAAGAGAGAAAAGCAGGAACGCAAACUUGGGAAGUACACUGGUCUGUAG